AUGUUGAAGCUGCAGGUUCUUCGGGGCCACCUUACCAGCCUGCCUGAGUCAGGUCCCGUGCUGCAGACCGUGCCUUGCUUUGGUAGCUUUCUGCAAGCCUCGGCCGCAGAUGUGGUGCUGUUGCGUGGAGGGUGCACUCCAAGCUCACCACAGGUGCAAGUCCCGCUGCAGGAUACUACCCCAGAUGAGCUUCUGUCUGCUGUCUUGACCGCAGUCCCGGAUGUAAAACUGAGGCCUGAGCAGCUGGGGGACAUCUCUGAGGGAAAUGUGCUUCAUCCUGGAGGUGGAGCCAUCAUGGCCAGGAUUGCCCAGUUUCUGGGGUCCCUCACCUUCUGUUUCACUGGCAUCCCAGACACUGUGCCUCUGUCCAUUGUCAAUGGACAAUGCUCAUCAGGGCUGCAAGCAGUGGCCAACAUAGUUGGUGGCAUCAGAAAUGGGUCUUAUGACAUUGGCAUGGCCUGUGGGGUGGAGUCUAUGUCUAUGGGUUGGAAGUUGAACCCUGGAAACAUUACUUCCUGUGUCCAUUUUCAGAAGGCCAGAGACUGCCUGAUCCCCAUGCGGAUAACCUCGGAGAAUGUGGUUAGGCGGUUUGGUGUUUCAAGGGAGAAGCAAGAUUCCUUUGCACUGGCCUCCCAGCAGAAGGCAGCAAGAGAACAGAGAAAGGGUUGUUUCCGUGCUGAGAUUGUGCCUGUGACCACCACCAUCCAUGAUGACAAGGGCACUAAGAGGAGCAUCACUGUGUCCCAGGAUGAGGGAAUCUGCCCCAACACUACCAUGGAGGGCCUGGCCAAACUGAAGCCUGCUUUCAAAGAUGGCGGCUCUCCCACGGCUGCAAACACUAGCAAUGGGGCAGGUGCUGUCCUGCUGGCCCGGAGGUCCAAGGCAGAAGAGUUAGGCCUCCCCAUCCUCGGGGUCCUGAGGUCCUAUGCAGUGGUUGGGGUCCCACCUGAUGUCAUGGGCAUCGGACCUGCAUAUGCCAUCCCUGAAGCCUUGGAGAAAGCAGGGCUGACACUGAAUGACGUGGACAUCUUUGAGAUCAAUGAGGCCAUUGUAAGCCAGGCUGUCUACUGUGUGGAGAAGCUAGAAAUCCCCCCUGAGAAGGUGAACCCUCUGGGAGGAGCUGUGGCCCUGGGCCACCCCCUGGGCUGCACUGGGGCACGACAGGUCAUCACGCUGCUGAAUGAGCUGAAGCGCGGUGGAAAGAGGGCAUAUGGAGUGGUGUCCAUGUGCAUUGGUACAGGGAUGGGAGCCACUGCUGUCUUUGAAUACCCUGGGAACUGA
Molecule: messenger RNA, 1281 nt
Organism: Marmota monax (woodchuck)
Lineage: Eukaryota; Metazoa; Chordata; Mammalia; Rodentia; Sciuridae
Product: 3-ketoacyl-CoA thiolase B, peroxisomal-like
Biological process (GO): fatty acid beta-oxidation; phenylacetate catabolic process
Cellular component (GO): peroxisome
Molecular function (GO): acetyl-CoA C-acyltransferase activity
Source: RefSeq, a predicted model, not a curated record